Stegastes partitus (bicolor damselfish) is the source of this 10225-nucleotide messenger RNA. RefSeq names its product homeodomain-interacting protein kinase 3-like. Gene Ontology annotation, cellular component: PML body; cytoplasm; nucleus. The transcript is spliced from 18 exons. Gene Ontology annotation, biological process: peptidyl-threonine phosphorylation; peptidyl-serine phosphorylation. The record is from RefSeq and is a predicted model, not a curated record. The coding region runs from base 2601 to 6707 and encodes 1368 amino acids. Gene Ontology annotation, molecular function: ATP binding; protein tyrosine kinase activity; protein serine/threonine kinase activity. Lineage: Eukaryota; Metazoa; Chordata; Actinopteri; Pomacentridae.
CCCACCGACACGGCUGGCUGUCGGGGAGACUUUCCGUGUUGUGUCGGUGUUUGCCUGCCUCGUCGUCUGAACGCUGGAGGGACUCGGCUCACCGUUAGCUUGUUUGCUAACUGUUGCUAACUUCACAGUUUUGUUGGCUUUGGCACAAGUGUUAGCACCAAAAGCUAAUUUCUACCGUUCUGGUGUGUGUUUUUGCGCAUUACAAGUCGUCUGAAUAGAAUUUGAAACAACUUUUCCUCUUUACUUUGUGACUAUAACAAUACGCAGCUCGUGUGGUAACACCUGUCACGCACUUUACUAGUUUGGCUAUUUAAGCUAACUUUGACUAAGUUAACACCGAAAGCUAAUUAAACUGUAAAAGGCUAAUUGAGCUAUCCUAAUGUGUGGGUAGUGAACAUACAACUUGUUUGAACUUAUUUACGGAUAACUGUAGCUCUUUAUUUUGUUAUUAUCACCUUAAAAACAUGGAGUCCGUGACGACACCUGCCACACAUCGACUGGUUGGUGAUUAGUGCUACUUCUGACUAAGUUAGCAACAGAAGCUAAUUUAAAUUAUUCAGGUGUGUGUUUAAUGAGUCCACGACGUGUUUGAAUUUAACUUUAAACAACUUUAGCUCUUUAUUUUGUGAAUAUCACCUUCAUAGAUAUGGGGUUUAUAUAAUUCCACCUGCUACUCAUUGCCAAGUUUGGUGAUUGAGGUUAAAUUUUGACUAAGUUAGCACACGAAGCUAGUUUAAACUAUUAAAACUAAUUCAUACUAUUCAAAUUUGUGUGCAUUUUAUGACUCGUUUGAAUUUAGAUUUUAAACAACUUUAGCUCUUUAAUUUGUGACUAUAGCAUUCAAAAUAUAUCGAUGUUGUUGGACAACACCUGCUACAGGUUGACUGGUUUAGUGGUUAAAGCCAACUUUAGCAUCAGAAGCUACUUUCAGCUAUACACAUGUGAGUCCAGAACUUGUUCUAAUUUAAUUUUAAACAGCUUAAGUGCUUUAUUUUUGUAAAUAUUACCUUCAAACGUAUGGAGUGUAUGUGGUAUCACCUGCUACAUCUUUAUUAGGUUGGUGACUAAAGCUAACUUUGACUAAGUUAGCACCAAAAGCUAAUUCAAAUAUGUGUUAUGCUCUUCUUUUAAAAUUUUACAGAACUGAAGCUCCUUAUUUUGUGUGCAUUGCCUUCAAAAACAUUGAGUUCAUGUGGUAACACCUGCCACACACGUCCUGGUUUGGUGAUUUAAGCUGUUUUGGACCACGUUAGCGCCAGUGUACCGCCGUUAUUAUUUGGGCUCCUGUCACUUCCAGCAUAAGUUUCAACAGGUGUCUGUGCUGGUGCUGCCCUUCCCCCAGACGCUGCCCUCCCCUCCCAUAUGUUAACUGCCUCCUGGAUUGAUCAGUAACAAAUUGCGGGGUGUUUGGCAGUUGUAAAAGGACGCCAGCUGAGCACACACAUGCACACAAACACUCCUGUGUCAUGGAUCUCCAUUUCAGGCUCGGAUCUGGUCGUCCUGCGGGAUAUCGGGCUACCUAGUUUGGCAGUGAGAGGACAGAGCAGGAGGUAUCGCAGCUGACUGAUGGAUAUGACAGCUUGGCAGAGAGGGUGAAAUGCUUGCGGCCACAUGCGCCAUAUGGUGCGGGCUCUUUUGCCUCGUUGUUGGUAUGUUUUGGUAAGUUGCAUCAUCAAGUGUUAUUAUCGAUAUCUGCCAGACUUGCAGCUGCAGUGGGUGGUGAAGGGAGAGAACAAGAUGAUGCAUAGCUUGAUCUGGAGCGAUCAGUUGAGAAAUAUACUUUGUAGUGCUGCUGAACGGUUGAAAUAUGAUUUAAGUGCCGUAUCCAAAUCGCAGGAGUUUUGUUGAUGAAGGUAAAAUGCGUCACGACGUGCCUGUGAAUCAUUUUCUCCCGACCGCUGCGAGGUUCUCACAACAUUUUCAAAUCCAUUUCUGUGGAAAAGUAGCGCAAAAGAAUACUCAUUUCCACUAAAAUUGUGACUCAUAUCGGUCUUAAUAGCUGCAGAAAUGAUUAUUCCCUUGCGCACGUUCAGCUGUAGCUUCUGUAGAACUUUGUUGGCUGCAAGAAUUUUAAUUACAUCCUGCAGUUUUCUGUUUGGAAGAUGGAGCUUCAACCUUUACACUGUCUGAUGUGGAUUAGCAUUCACAAGCUGCAAACAACAGUGAAAGUUACAGCAACUGUCUGUGAAAUAUUGAUUUGUUUUGCUGAUUGAAAUAUAUUGAAAUGGUGUAAAAGAUCACCGUUUUUUGGACAAACGUUUUGGUCUUUUUUGUUCUCUGGGCAGCUUCAAUCUACACAAUAGCCUUAAAUCACAGUUAAACCUUCAUCCUUCCAGGGUAGUGGCCCUCUCCGUCGGUGUGGUAAAGCUCAGCAGCCCUACCAGUCAUAAGAAGUGCUGUUUUAUUGUGAUGUUGACUGGGAGACACACCCCUCUGCCUGUCUGAGCCUGUGCGUCGGUGAACGUUGGUAGUUAUGAAGGCUACUGUCUCCCAGCACGCCUUUAUUGUCUAACAAAGUCUUCUGCUUAAGAUAACCAGCUCCGUGGGCGUUUUUGUACAACAUGUGAUCGGGCCUUAAAACUGGAAUCACCUGAGUCUGUAUGGCCUCACAAGUCUUGGUCUACCCAUCACACCUGCACUCAGCUCAAAAAAGUGCCUUAGGAACCAGCAGCAGUGGUACCAGCAGACUCACGGGUGAAGCCCAGCGCAGUAACAACACCAGCAGAGCCUUUCAGCACCGACCCCCGCCCAAGACCUAUGUGAUCGGAGUCAACUACGGUAUCGCCUACCCCAACAACGUUAUCCCGUCCUCAGCCGGUGCCAAUUCGGGAAGACUUCACCGGGGACCGGGAGAGAGGGAGCAGUGGGCGUCGCAGGCUGCAGGGAGCCAGAGGGAGGAGAGCUGGACGGGCCUGGGAGAAGCCGGCGUCCAGGAUCAGCUUUGCCAGAGCAGAGGCCCACAGGAGGUGAGGCUUCGUAGGGACAGUGGGGGAACUCCGUCAGGCGGAGGUUUGGACUGCGGGCUACUGAGGAGGGCCUGCAUACGAGCGGAGGAGGACGAGGGUGGAAGCAGAAGACUGCGAGCCAGAGGAGGAUACGUCAGCCUUCUAGACUCGGCCGCCACCCAGAGAUGUGAACAGAAGACAGGCGACGGUGGAGAACAACCGCAGGACAACAACCGCGUGGGAACCAUGCAGAUAGUGGAGGAGGUGUCUGCUCUGCCUUCGCUUCCUCCACCCGUGGCCAUGUUGCAAACCAGCACCGGGAACAAUGUGGACCCUGUGAGAGCAGGAGGUGGAGGGACCCUGCCUGCUCCCAGCAACAGGGCCGAGGCGGUCGGGAUCGGGGCGGACGGGGCUGAAGUCCGGCCCAACGGCAGCACGGAGGUGGCGGCGGCGGCGGUGGCAGUGGCGGGAGCUACGGUGACGAGAACCGGAUCGGGAGAUGGGGACUAUCAGUUGGUGCAGCACGAGGUUCUGUGCUCCCUGAAGAACAGCUACGAGGUUCUGGAGUUUCUGGGUCGCGGCACCUUCGGCCAGGUAGUGAAGUGCUGGAAGAGGGGCACGAACGAAGUGGUGGCCGUGAAGAUCCUGAAGAACCACCCGUCCUACGCACGCCAGGGCCAGAUCGAGGUGGAGAUUCUGGCCCGUUUGAGCAGCGAGAAUGCAGAGGAGCACAACGUGGUGCGAGCGCUGGAGUGUUUUCAGCACCGCAGCCACACCUGCCUGGUGUUCGAGAUGCUGGAGCAGAACCUCUACGACUUUCUGAAGCAGAACAAGUUCAGCCCUCUGCCGCUCAAGAUCAUCAGGCCCAUUCUGCUGCAGGUGGCAACAGCUCUGAAGAAGCUCAAGUCUCUGGGUUUGAUCCACGCCGACCUGAAACCAGAGAACAUCAUGCUGGUGGAUCCCUCCAGGCAGCCGUACAGAGUCAAAGUCAUCGACUUCGGCUCGGCCAGCCACGUCUCCAAGGCCGUCUGCUCCACCUACCUGCAGUCCAGAUACUACAGGGCUCCGGAGAUUAUUUUGGGCCUGCCAUUUUGCGAGGCCAUCGACAUGUGGUCACUGGGCUGUGUGAUAGCCGAGCUCUUCCUGGGCUGGCCUCUUUACCCCGGAGCGCUGGAGUAUGACCAGAUCCGGUACAUCUCUCAGACUCAGGGUUUGCCGGCCGAGCAGCUGCUCAAGAAGGGGACCAAGACGUCUCGCUUCUUCUCCAAAGAAUCCGACUCUCCGUACGCCUCCUGGAGACUAAAAACGACAGAAGAGCACGAGAAAGAGACGGGGCUUAAAUCCAAAGAGGCCAGAAAGUACAUCUUCAGCUGUCUGGAUGACAUAGCACACGUGAACUUGGUGCUGACUCCCGAUAACGGCGACAUGCAGGCAGAGAAAGCAGACCGACGGGAGUUCGUAUCUCUGCUGAAGAGCAUGCUGCUGAUCGACGCCGAGGACAGAACCGUUCCCUCCAGCGUCCUGGGCCACCCCUUCCUCACCAUGACCCACCUGCUGGACUACCCCCACAGCAGCCACGUGCAGUCGUCUUUCCGCAUCAUGGACAUGUGCCACAGUCGGCCCAGCAACGCGGUCUUCGACGCCCUCAACCAGAACACCAUUCACUUCUCCAGGCCGGCCGCCUCCUCCGGCCUCCCUCUGGGCUACAGCAACAUACCAGUCCACACUCAGGCGAUAACCCAGUCGGCUCCCUCAGUGUUGCAUCCUGGGAUAGCGCUGACGACGGGGAGCGGUCAGUUCGGCUGCAGCGACUCGUUUCCACCGGCCCUUCUGCUCUGUCCUCCUGCCAUGCAAGGUAACCUUAAUCAACCAGCUGGGUAUUCUGUCCCCAUGGUAACUCAGGCCCCUCCCAUACAGCCCCUACCAGUGAGGCCAGGUGUCAUCGCUCAGCAGGCCUGGUCCAGUCGGGGGCAGCAGCUCCUCGUCCCAGCAGCCUGGCAGCCCAUGACUCCCGUGGGUCCUCCUCCAUCCCACCCGCCUCCACCGCCUCCAUCCUCCCUCACCAGCGACACCACGGCCGGCCCGCAGAGGAUCAGCGACUGGGGGAAAGUUCGUCCCCACAGCAGCCACUACAACGCAGUGAUGCAGCAGCCGCUCCUGACCAAUCAGAUGCCGGCUCUCUCCGCUCACCAGCCAAUCAACAUCGGCAUAGCUCAUGUGGUGUGGCCUCAGCCGGCCAAUAAGAGGAACCGACACGGUCACAACAGGAACCUGUCCCACCCCAGCAACAUCCACAUAUCGGCGUGUCGGACCCCCAAAAUGGCCGACGUUGUUGGGCAGGCGGUGGCGGGGCGGGAGGAGCCUCAGAGGACGGCGCCGCUGGUGGAAACCCGGCAGCCGGAAGUUCAGAACACGGACGAGGAGGAAGACGACACAGAGGAGGAGGUGAGCUGCUUCAAGGAGGCGGCGCCGGGCGGCAAUCUGUCGCGGCAGCAGCAGCGAGACGUGGCGGUCCUGAUGGGCGACACGCCGAGCCCGGCGGCCAGCGUGAUCAGCAUCCGGAGCGACCUGACCGACGCCGAGGACGAGAGGGGGGAUGAAGACCCUCAGCGGUGCCGUCUGAACGAGUGUAAGGAGGAGUGUGUGUGUGAGGCCUGCAGAAACACCAGCGUGUCCAUGGAGAGAGUGUGUUCCCUGAGCAGCCCCGACAGCAGCCUCAGCACCAGCUCGUUCGCCUCCAACUCGCUCCAGUCCAGCCCGUCGGUCUCCCCGUGCAAGAGGUCCAACAGCAUGUCCGAGGACGACGGCCACGAGAGCGGCUGCGACACGGUGGAAGGCUCGCCCACGUCGGACACGUCGACGUCCCCGCGCGGCAGCCGCCCCUACCGUUACCUCGACAACAGCAACCACAACAACCGCCCGCCUUUGGCCGCCGUGGUGGCGCCGCUGCCUUCCCCCGCCGGGCCGGGCAGGAGCCACGGCGGCAUCCGGACCAUGGUGGUUCCUCCGAUGAGGGUGCAGAACAACAACACUCAGGGCACGGAGGAGCGGGUCCACAGAACCGUCUCAGAGUCCUGGUCCCGGUCCAAAGGGCGCUGCAGCCUCGUCGGCCAGCAGAACACUCCCUCCUCCGUCCCCCUCCUCCCAUCCGGCCCUCACCUGUCCAGGCAGCAAAAGGUGACGGCGGGGCAGCAGCAGCAGCAUCCUCUGGGCUUUGGACAGGUGCAGCCGUACGUCUCCAACCACACCACCAAAGAGUGGAACGGCAACUACGGCCCUCUGCGCCCCCACGCCUUCAUCCCCCCCACGGUGCACACCUUCACCCACCUGCCCCACAGCAGCCCCACCCACAGCCAGGCCGCGCCCCCCCACACCCUGCUGUCCUACCCGCCCAGCGGGCCGCUCGGCUCCGCCCACCACCCCCACCCCAUCCUGCCCUCGCGCCCGCCGCCUCCCCCGCUCCUGCAGCACGGCUACGGUCUGUCCCACCCGCAGGGCGGCGCCAUAGUUCACCAGGUGACGCUGGGCCUUGGCGCCCAUCCCCCCCCGCACCACCACCACCACCACCCGCACAGGCUCCUCCCCUCGCCCACCAUCCACCCGCACCACCAGCCCGGCUACGCCCACCACCCGCACCAGUUCAAGCCGCCAUUCCCGCCGCCGCCGCCCCCUCACCCCUUCAUGGCCUCCCCCGCCGCCUACACCGGCUUCCCUCUGAGCCCCACCAAGCUCAGCCACCACCCCCAGUUCUCGUAUAUCUGAGGCGGCCCCAGCAGCAGCAGCAGCUCCUCCUGGUGGGGAAGUGGACGGGCGGCGGCACGUGGGCGGGGAGGGCUGCCGGCAGAGCGCACAACUUGUGAUGAUGAUGAGGAAGGAGACGGAUUGAGGAAGAUGCUGUUUUGAGGACAAAGAAAUUCUCCACGACGACACGAUGAGGAAGUUUUGAUCGAGGGCGCGUCGCCUCCUGUCGCUGGGUCGUCUCGGCGAGCCGGGGCCGGACGCCGUGGGGCGGCUCGGCCUCCCAUCCCUUUAUCUCCGUUGCCUUGUAGCGAGCCGCUCGGACCCGUUUGUCUAAAGCCAUCCCAGGAUCUUUGUUCGGGGCAGACUGCCGCCUCCUUAGUGCCUUAAAAAGAAAACCAGAGUCUCCUUCAGGAACUGUAUCGAUUGUAAACUUGUCGGCGGGGCUUGCAGCACUUCACCGUUGGGACUGGACGGGCUUAACGCGAGGCUUGUGGUUGUGUUUGGCUUUCGGCAGUAUGGAUUUCCUUUAGCUAGAGGCUGCAGGGCUUUGACUGAAUGAGCUCGUGAUGUACAUACAGAGUGAUCAGAUAUUUUGAUAAUCGAUUUCUAUUCACUAUAGUACUUAAAUUCAUAACAGUAUUGUCACUGUUUACUGUAACUGCAAUACAAUCUAGAUAGACUCUGGGUUGCUGUGUUUUAUUAUUAUUAUUAUUAUUAUUAUUAUUAUUCGUGCAUUUAGGCUAGACUGGCAUUAAUAGAUGGACUUGUUUUUUUUGUUUUUUUUUGGGAGUGGCUUCGACUUUCAGAUAAAACGGAGGUAAUUCUUUGUAUGUUUUUAAAGCUUGUCAGUGUUUAACCUAUCGACUCGCAGUAUCACCGCUGGGCUCUCCAGUAUUAGUUUGAAAUAUCCGACGCGUGUUGUUUUGUUGUUUCUGUCGGUUCUGAUGAAACAUUCCUUCAGGGUGGACGCCUCAAUCCGUGUUGUGUGUCGGCUUUUUAUCGCUUUUCCUCCAAUCAGCAACCAAAGACUGUUCGGUAAUCAUUUCUGAAGCGUCGGUCGGUGAUGUUUCUCUUGAGAUUUUAAAACGAUGAGGUUGAGGUUUUAUUUUUCUGAGCUGUGUUUGGCAAAAAAAAGAAAAAAAAACAAACAAAAACAGCAGAUAUUUGGAAUGUAUAGAUGAUAAGCUGCUAUGUACUGAUGAUCCGCCACUCGGUCGCUGUGAAUCUAGAGGGUUAAUCUCGCGCUCGCCUCCUGCGCUCUCUCUCUCUCUCCUGUAUGGUAGACAGAAGACGGUGUUGUUCUGAUCCGAUUGGACGCUCCUCCUAUAGUGCCUCUGUAUAUUGGCUUUGUUGUUUUUGAAGUGAUUGUAAACUGCUGUAAUGGAAGUUUCCCCCUUUUUUUUAUUAUCAUUAUUAUUAUUAUUAUUAUUAUUAUUUCGUUGCUCUUUUUUUUUUUUUGGUGUGUGUGUUUUUGUGCGUGGUUCUUUAGCAUCAGUAUUUCAGACGUAGGCUGGGUUCGCUCUCUGCUGUGCUGUUGGUGUAUUCUUAUUUCCCGUUAGCGGACUCUCCGUACUGUACGACUAGUGCCUUCCUCCAAACAGGUGGUGACGUCUCGCAUCGAUAUCAAAACCCCAAAGCUGUUUGUUUGUUUGUUUGGCAGAAUCCUAAAGACCGUCAGGGGAGGUUCUGUCACCGUGCAGUACUCCAGACGUCGGGCCUGGAUCCACACCAAGCUUUAUCCUCACACAGUGAAUGUACUCGUGGUGUCGAGUCGCUCGUUGUUCUGAUUGUUUGUCCUGAUCGGGGUGUGUUUCUAGCGGCCGGUAUCAUGAGUUUCAGUCGCCACGCUUUAUCCCCACCAGUCAGCGCUUCGGUCCAAAGCCUCCACCUGCUCGUCGUACCACAUUAUCAUGGUUUUGCUCUGUUUGCUUGAUGGGUGUGUUUUGUGUAAUCAUGCUACUGUGUUGGUUUGUUUCUAAACGAGAGGACGUGGAGUCGGUGGAGAACCACCUCAGAUGUUCUGCAGCCUCCCCCCGUGGGUUUGGUUUCAGAUGUGAAAGGAUCCGGAGGGGCGAGCUACGAAGCGAGGUUAGCGAGCCCACGAUGAGAGUUUAUUAUUUCUGCACAGCUAAAACCUGCUCUAGAGAAGAUUCAGCUCAGAGUUUUGGGUUUAAAUCGGCUGUGAGAAGCAACACGAUUGGGAAAAACUGCAUCAGCUGCAGAAUAAAUGCGCCGUGAAACUUGGUUGUGAUUCGCUGCCGAGUUCGUUUUGUCGCACACAGAUCAGAAGAAAAGGCGAGAACAUUCGAUUAAUGACGCCAAAACUGUAGUGAUCACCACCUGUCCUUCAUUAUGGGACAGUUCUGGCCUGAAAACGUAAAAAUAAUUCACGUUUAACGGCGUAAAUGUGCAGCCGUAAGUUAGAAAUGCUGUUAGUGCAGCUGAUGGAACACCGAUGAGGGAAAAGGGGGAACUAAGAACAUUAAUUUGGCCAAUAACUGAAGUGAUUUCCACGUCUGGGACAGUUUCAGGCUAAAAAAAAAAAGUUAAGAUAUUCCAAGUUUAACGGCGUAAAUGUGCAGCUGCAGGUUAGAAAUAAUCAGUAGAAUAAAUACAUCCAAACACGAUCAGCGUUUCUACCAGCGCUCCUGGACUUGUGGGAACGAUGCUAAUUUUUGGCUUUAAAAAAAAAAAGAAGUUAGUUUUCGUCACAGCGCUCAUGAUUGGUCAGUUUUGUGCAGAAAAAGUCACGUGACGUUUCCAGAGUUUAAGAAAACAAGCAAAACUAAUAACCCGACAUCUCAGGUUUUGUUAAUCCGGCUAACUCCGAGAAAGCCUGACUUUGUUGAACUCGCUUCGUUGUUCGCUUCUCCUGGACCCACGAGCUAAAGCGGAGCCCAGCAGCCUUACACAGCGGGUCGAGGAUGUUCAUAAAGACGCCAUCCAGAACCAGAACCAGUUCUGCGUUUGAGCGGCAGCAGUAAUCCCGACUUAACUGGACUCCUCGGCUCCGCUGUCACUGGGCCUCCAGCCUUUGUCACAAACUACCAAAUCAUGGCUCCAGCAUCUCAUUCGUGUCCUGGGCUGAAUUGUUUUUAAUUUAAUUUUUUUUUUAAAUCACAUGAAAUCCGACUCCUAAGACUUUGUACUAAUCUCUCUUGUUCUGGGGUUGUUGUGUUUAGACUCAGACGUGUAGGAUUCGCUGAACUGUUACUGGUCUGAGCAUGUGUACAUCUGUGUGGCUUUGUUUUGUUUUUAUGAUUUCAUCUUUUUAAUGCUACACUAGUUUGACAUGUAGCAACUGCACUGUGCAAUACGCGGCGACAGGAGGAGGCCGGGGAGGCCGGCGGCCGGCAUGCCGGCGGCCUCCUCCCCCUCUGCUCCAGUUCUCAGUGAGUUUCAAUGUGACCAAGCCUGAUGUCCUUCGUCACACAAAGCGGGUUCCUUCUUGGUGACUCUUAUUGGUGAGUGUCAAAUUAUGAAUUGAUGGUGUAACUAUGUCAAGAUUCACUUUGAAUUAAAAAAAACAAACAAAAAAA